Molecule: messenger RNA, 3494 nt
Organism: Tilletiaria anomala UBC 951
Lineage: Eukaryota; Fungi; Basidiomycota; Exobasidiomycetes; Georgefischeriales; Tilletiariaceae
Product: Utp14-domain-containing protein
Exons: 2
Coding region: 87-3326 (1079 amino acids)
Biological process (GO): rRNA processing
Cellular component (GO): small-subunit processome; nucleolus
Source: RefSeq, a predicted model, not a curated record
GGUUGAUCCAUGUUUAGGUCGAAAGAAGACGUAACCCGCGGCAUGAGAGGUGAUUGCAUAGAUUCUGGUCCUUCUCAGACGUGAAAAUGGUUCGCGAAUUUAGUGGUAGUAGCGCACGGCGUGGAGGUGGAGGCGGGGGCAAAGCGUACAACGCGGCACAAGCACUUGCUCGCCAACAGCGCAAAUCCUCUUUGUCUGGCAAAGGUCCAAGCAGCAUUCACGAUGUCUACGACUUUGCAACGGCCGAGCAGGAGGCGAACGGUAGCCUCAAAGGGCGCGGCAAGGUUCACCGACGGGCAAUGGCGUCCGAUGGAAUGGCAGAUGCCGCAGCUCCGAAACGUCGCUCGCAAAAACGCCGGGACGGCGAUGACGAGGAGAUCACUAGCUCCGAGGGUGACUCAGAUGGCGACGACGACAUUCAAUCUCGGCUGCCCAAGGUAUUCGAUGACGACACAGGACCAGCAGCGCCGAAUUUCGAAGAACACGAUUCCGACAUUGACAGCGACGAGGCUUUCGUAGAAAGCGACGAAGAUCGCUUUGCUGAUUGGAAGUUCUCUGGCAGCUCGAAGAAGCACUUGGGGAAGGUUUAUCGCAAGGGGAAAGGAUACCGGAAAGCUGAGGCAGAGGACACAGACGAGGACGGGUGUGAGAAGGAAGAGGAUGAAGGUGACGAGGAUGAGGAUGACGACAUGAUGGACCUCUCGAAGAUGCUUGACGGCGCGGGAAGCGAAGAAGGCGGCAGCAGUGAAGAAGAGGACGAUGGUGAUGAAUCAGAAGAUGAGGGCGAUGAAGACGAUACACUGCUUGCGAAGAUGAACGAAAUUGCCACUGCAUCGAAGAAAAGGUCGUCGGAUAACCAGGUGGACAGCGACGCAGAAGACAUGCACAAGCGACAGCGAGCCGACCAUGACGAUUUUUUCAACUUUCAAGAAGAAGCAACGAGUGGGUCCCGGCAGAGGAUUACAGUUGAAGACCUUCUCGCGCCAAUCGCAGACCAGAAGGGGAUGUCAGCCUUUCGUGCAAGCGCCCGUGCGCUCGCCGCUGCCCCGUCAGCCGCAGCAAACGGGAAAGAGGUGAAGGCGUCGCGCAAGAAUGCUGGCACACUCGCUGCGCCGCUCCCAUCCGUCGUGCAAGAUCGCCUGGAACGUAGCGCGGCGUAUGAGGUAACCAAGUCGGACGUUCAGGGCUGGCAGCCGACGAUAAAACGCCUACGCGAAGCCCAGCACCUCUCAUUUCCCCUGCAGAGCAAGCCGGAAAAAAAGGCUUCGACAUCUGCGCUUAUCAGCUCCUUCAAGCCUGGCUCGGCCAUCCCACUCGAGAGGGAUUCUCUCGAGGCGCAAGUUGCGCAACUGCUUCAAGAAGGUGGUAUGAGUGAGAAGCAGCUCAAGAAGGACGAAGAGCUGCAGCUCAAACAGAUGGAUCCUGCGGAAGUCAAGCGGAGGCAAGCCGAACUGCGCAGGAUGCGGGAGCUCAUGUUCCGCGCCGAGCAAAAAGCGAAGCGUGUGAGCAAGAUCAAGAGCAAGACAUAUCGCAAGAUCCAUCGCAAGGAGAAGGAGCGGAUGAAGGAGAAGAUGCGCGAGCUUGGCAUGCUUCCGGAAGGCGGCGAGGUGGACCUUGAAGCUGGCGACGAUGGUGACGAGAAUGGGGAGCGGUUGGCGGCGGAGCGCAGGCGCGCGCUGGAGCGUGCGACGCUGAAACACAAGAAUCAGGGCAAAUGGGCCAAGGCGAUGCUCGGUCGACACGAGUUGCCGGCUGACGCGAGACAGGCACUGCAGGAUCAGCUAUCGCAAGGAGACGAGCUGCGCAAGAAAAUCCAUGGCGUCGGCUCCGACGAAGACAGUGACGAGUAUGACUAUGACGGUGCAGGGCAGGCGGGCAGCGAUAGCGAGGACGAGGACGCGAUCCGCGAUCGCGCCUUCGACGAGCUGGCUACGCUCGAGGAAUCAGGUAAUGCGCAGGAUGCCGCGGACGAGGCCGAGAUGGCGGGCGAAGGAAGCUCGAAGAAAGGGAAAGGCCUCCUAGGUAUGAAGUUCAUGAAGGAUGCCAGGGAGCGCGAGAGGCAGCAAGCAAGGCAGAUGGCGGAGGAGUUCAAACGUGAGCUCGAAGGAGCGGAGGAUGAAGGCGAUAGGGAGGGCGCAUUCAGGAAAGCGUCGGUCAUCAAGUUGGCGUCCAACGGGGGCCGUGCCGUCUAUGGCAACACCCAGAUCAAAGGCCAGGCUGGGACAUCAUCAAUUCAGGCUGUUCAAGAUGGCAAUAAGGUGAUAGAGGACAAGGCAGAAGGGCACGCUGCUGAUGGGCGGACCUUUGAGUCCGUUUUGCCCUCCAAAAGCGUCAGCUUUGCGAUUGGAAGCUCGGCAGCAGUUGAUGGCACGGUCAACAACAAGGACGUCGAUGGCGUUACGGAUGAAGCGAACGCCAACCCGUGGCUGAGCAUGCUGACUGGCGCGGGGUCCGUAGCCUCUUCGUCGAGUCACAGCAAGCUGUCAAAGAAACGCAACGAGGCUACGGUCGGCAAGAUGAGCAGCGCGGAGAGCAAGUCAGCCAACAAGCUUGCGCGGCACAAGAGCCGCGGCGACGAUGCGCGACUCGCUGAGCUGGACGAUGCCGCGCUGGAGAUCGACCCGCAUGCGCAGCUCGGUGUGGACAGCUGCCUUGCGGGCGAGGAGGCGAAGAAGGUGCGCAAGCGAAAGAGAGGCCGGAAGAGCGGAGCGGCGGCGGCGUCUGGUGCGGCUGCCGGCGGCUCGGGUGAUGAGGAAGGUGAUGAUGGGAGCGAUUCUGACUCGGGCUAUGCCGCGCGGGAAGUCGCCGUGGGCGGGCGGAACGGGAGCGGCGCACGCAAUGCAGGCGCACUGCAGCAGCACGAGCUGGUCGCCGAGGCGUUUGCGGGGGACGACGUCGCGGCCGAGUUUGCAGCGGAGAAAGCAGCGCUCAUCGAGGCGGAGGCGCCGCGCGAGGAGGACGUGACGCUGGCGGGUUGGGGCAGUUGGGGCGGCAAGGGUGUGCGGAAGAGCAAGAGCGCGCGCGAUGCGGCCAAGAAGAACACGGCAAGGAGGUUCGUCAGGCAUGUCCCCGGGCUCAACCCGUCGCAACGUAAGGACGCGGGCAUGGACAACGUCAUCAUCAACCAGCGGCGUGACAAGAAGGCGGAAAAGUACCGCCCGGCGGACCUGCCGUUCCCGUACACAAGCGCGGCGCAGUACGAACUGGCAAUGCGCACGCCCGUCGGAGCCGAGUGGAACACGCUGACGCAGCACCAGAAGAUGACACUGCCACGCGUGGUUAGUAAGCCGGGCAGGAUCAUCAAACCGAUCGAGCGCCACUUCUGAGUUCGACCAGCGCCAGCCACUGUACAUGCUGUGCGGCUAGAACUCUCCAUCAUAGCCUCGUGUUGUCGUGCAUCUGUGUAUGCUCUGCUUAUUGGCAAGGAAUAUCUCUGAUACACAGAACGAGAGGUCUGGAUGUACGGGCGCGGAAGCACUGUGGUACACGCCGCA